This is a messenger RNA of Colletotrichum phormii, 1009 nucleotides long. RefSeq names its product microsomal signal peptidase 25 kDa subunit. Gene Ontology annotation, biological process: protein targeting to ER. NCBI's taxonomy places the organism in Eukaryota, Fungi, Ascomycota, Sordariomycetes, Glomerellales, Glomerellaceae. Gene Ontology annotation, cellular component: signal peptidase complex; membrane. The transcript is spliced from 3 exons. The record is from RefSeq and is a predicted model, not a curated record. Bases 116 to 763 code for a protein of 215 amino acids.
CCGAAAGCCAGGCUGGAGGUUACAAGCCAAACUAUCGCAACUCCCACGCCCGCCCGCCUCAUACAUAGCUGUCAAGUCUUUUCAAAGGCAGGAUCUCAGCACUGUACCAGACAAGAUGUCCUCCGGAAAAAUUACGGUCCAUAACCUGGCCGACCUGAAGAACACCUCGGACGAUGCGCUCCCCAACUACCUCAACUCUCUCAAAUUCACCCAAUCCCACACGCUCACCGACGUCCGCCUCGCUCUCGGCUACGCAGCAUUUCUGAUUGCAGGCGCAUGUUUCCUCUGGGAUUAUCAGCUCGGCUUCGACAGCACAAAGUACUACACAGCCGCCGCUGUGGUUCUCUACUCGACCCUCAACGGCGCCCUCACAUUAUGGAUCUGGUUGAAGGAGGCGGGCACCGUGUAUGAGGGCACAUCCCCCUCAGGCGAGAAGGUCAACAUCGCAACCUCAACAAAGAAGAACGUACCUACAUACAACAUGAAAAUCACCCUUACCUCAAAGAAUGGCGAAAAGAAGGUCAUCAACCUCUUACAACCCUUCAACCAGUGGUUCGACUCGCAAGGCCGCUUCGUCGCGGUCCCCUUCCAGGAGAUCCUCGCCACCAACAUCCCCGUCGUCGGCAAGCUCGACCCCAAGCGCGUCACGUCCGCCUCCCAGGGAUACUCAACCGACGUCCUCGACGCACUGUACGCGGAGAGCACGGCGACGGGGAGCAGCGCCGAGGCGGCCAAGGGUGGAAGCAAGAGACGCAAGGCAUAGGGCGGGCCGGACCGGAGGUGGUUUGGACUUCUGUCGCAUGGGCGUGCCAAUGACCCUUUUUGUGUAAAUUACGGAUAAUCUGGGCCUUCAAAAGCAUGGAGUCUGCGUUUCUGCUUCGCAUUUUGCUCGAAAGUGCCACGAUUGCACAUCCAUGCCACGGUGUUAAUCGUCAUUGUUCGCUCCAUCCCUCGGUCGGCUCAUACUCUGGAACGCAUUUAUGCGCAAUAACCGAGUGUCUACAGUCAA